This is a messenger RNA of Drosophila simulans, 1702 nucleotides long. RefSeq names its product vitamin K epoxide reductase complex subunit 1 (gene Vkor). NCBI's taxonomy places the organism in Eukaryota, Metazoa, Arthropoda, Insecta, Diptera, Drosophilidae. The coding region runs from base 886 to 1344 and encodes 152 amino acids. The transcript has 3 exons. Gene Ontology annotation, molecular function: vitamin-K-epoxide reductase (warfarin-sensitive) activity. The record is from RefSeq and is a predicted model, not a curated record. Gene Ontology annotation, biological process: peptidyl-glutamic acid carboxylation; vitamin K metabolic process.
UAAAUUGUUUCCAUUCGGUUACCUCAUCAUGGCUAACGUGGAUUUAUAUAUCACUUUUGGAUGGGCCCAGCUACUUUUGGAUAUUUAUUUUUUAUUAAACACCCGAACACAGAAUAAUUCAAAUUCGUGAGGCUAUAAAUUAAAAAGGGACACGGAACGAGCGAGUGGGUGGGGGGCCAAAGAUGUGGCCGCAGUUGGAGUCGUAGGCAUCAUUGUGUCAUGCCGAGACUAGCGGCUCUACAUGAGCUCGUCUAGUCUGAUUUGGCCGGGCAGAGAUGUCUCUUGGUCGUCUUCGACUUGGAUGAUGUUGUCGCAGUCGCUAGUUUCAUAUGCAUGCAAUGGAGCGUGGCCUAAUGCGAUGUUGUUUGCCGCAGAUGCAUGUGCACGUUCGUUUCGGUUUAGAGGUGAUAGUUCCCAGACCAAAGGAGCUUCACCUUCUCCGGUAAAACCCACUUUUAUAGUUCGAUUUGGUCACCAACCCCUAUUGGUUCUGUUUACUUAUAUUACCUGUUGCCUGUUGCCCUCCUGUCACAUCAAAUUAAAUUGGAGCGAGAAUUUAUGCGAGACCAACUGAGAAAAGAAAGGGUAGUUAUUGGAAAAGCAUACCCUCAAAUACCCUAACAAAAAUGCAUGUUAAUGGAACCUCAGUCGCAAUUUUUAGGAACCCGAUGAAAAGUACAUUAUAUAUUAAUCAUAUAUAGACUGGCAGUUGUAUUGGUUAUUUAUCAACGAAAUAUUAUUUUGUGUAAGGUAUAUUGUAAAACUCAGAUACCCACAGUGAGUGUAUCCUGUUGCCAACCCAUUGCGCAGCUGCAAACAGUGUUAUUCCUAAAUCUGAGCUGGAAUAUCCUGCUGCAAUGAGCUCAUUACCCAAGGAGCAAGACAAUGGAACAGGCGUACAGUACAGCUUCCCGACUGCGAUGGAUUUGCGUUUGUGGAUUGGCCAUUUCGGUGUAUUCACUGUAUGUCAAAAUGAAACUGAAAGAGGAUAAGAACUAUAGGCCCAUGUGCGAUGUAAAUGAGAAUAUAAGCUGCUCGCUAGUUUUUAAAUCGGGCUAUGGUGAUGGCUUUGGUCUGGCUAACAUAACCCAAGUAAAUGCGCCCAACGGAGCCAUCGGUUGUAUAUUUUAUAUCAUGUACUUCUUGAGCUCUUUCUUUAAUCAUCGCUGGCUGUGCCUGUUCCAAUUGAUAAUAUGCACUCUGACAUUACUUCUCUGCGUUUAUCUGGGUUUCCUGCUGCUUUUCGUGUUUUACGAUUGCUGUUUGGUGUGCGUGACCAUCUAUUUCAUACACACAUGGCUCUUUCAGGAAGUCCUAAGGCGAUAUAGACGGCUUUAUAUGUAAGAUUUGUUAACAACAAUGUUAAGAAAAGCUAAGCUAAAAUUAUGAAGAUAAAUCCCUGAGAUGAGCUACUAACCAGUGAGUUAUUUUAAACUGUCAACGUGCCAUGGCGAAUAUCUCAAUCUUCAUCAGUCGUUUUUUGACCCACACGUCUGGCUAAAAGCAGGAUGCUGAGCCGGCAUCUACCAUUCCAACUCCCAUGACCAAGCACGUAGUGGGGCAAUUAAUUCUGCACGUUCCCAUUUGCCGGCGAAGGCUGUGAUCUGUGAUCCAUAAUCCGCGAAUGGCGCUACUGCCAAGUGAAGUUAACCAAGCUAGCCAAGUUAAUACGGUGGGCGGACUGCGAAAACUCGGCGCAAUU